Messenger RNA from Hevea brasiliensis (rubber tree), 1081 nucleotides. RefSeq lists its product as uncharacterized. The coding region runs from base 129 to 476 and encodes 115 amino acids. The record is from RefSeq and is a predicted model, not a curated record. Gene Ontology annotation, molecular function: phenylpyruvate tautomerase activity. The transcript is spliced from 4 exons. NCBI's taxonomy places the organism in Eukaryota, Viridiplantae, Streptophyta, Magnoliopsida, Malpighiales, Euphorbiaceae.
CACGCAGAGGGACAAAAACACGAGGCAGCAAGGAGCCGUUGUCAUCUCCAAGGUGGAAAACUAAAACCACCCAUUGAGAGUAGGGAGGCUUACCAUUACCACAAACCAAGAACAAGUGAAAUUGAAAAAUGCCUACCUUGAAUCUCUUCACUAACCUACCAGUGGAUGCAGUUACCACCUCUGAUAUUCUCAAGGAUGCCACCAAAGCUGUUUCUAGAAUCAUUGGCAAGCCUGAAUCCUAUGUGAUGAUUGUGCUCAAUGGAGGAGUGCCUAUUGCAUUUGCCGGCACUGAAGAACCAGCUGCAUACGGAGAGUUGAUCUCAAUUGGAGGCCUUGGGCCAAGUGUUAAUGGAAAAUUGAGUUCAACUAUUGCAGAAAUCCUUCAAACAAAGCUCUUUAUAGAUAGCUCUCGCUUCUACAUAAAAUUUUACGAUGUUCAGCGCUCUUUCUUUGGCUUUAAUGGCUCAACUUUCUGACCAGGUUCAUUUCUAAGGUGAGGAAGAAACUUUGCUAGUCCAAAAUCUCCAAUAUAAGCUACCAUAUCAUUGUCAAGAAGAAUAUUGCUUGGCUUUAGAUCACAAUGAACAAUUGGCUGGUGACAAUGGUGAUGAAGAUAAUCUAGCCCAUUCCCAACAUCUAUAGCAAUGCUCAAUCUCUGCAAAAGACUUAGACUUGGUUGUUCAUCAAUUAGGUCAACACAUCUUUCUAAGUCUGUAUGUAACUUCUUCUUUAAAUUCCCAUUGGGCAUGUAGUCAUAAACAAGUGCCCUAAAAUCAUUUCCUUUGAAAUCAAUACUGGAGCAAGACGACAUUAACUUGACAAGAUUUCGAUGACGUACAUUUCUCAAGGCUUUGCAUUCAGCUAUAAAAGUGUUUGCAGCGCCUCGUUGUUGAAGGUUGAGUACUUUCACUACAGCAAUUGCUCCAUCCUCCUCAAAAGUAGCUUUAUAGACAGAUCCAAAACAACCCACGCCAAUCAAAUUUGCUGAAGAGAACCCGUCAGUUGCCUUAAGAAUCAUUUCAUAUGAAAUCCUCUGAAAUGAAUUUAUUUCUAAGGAAGUGGGAGAUUGGUCUCUUUUCUU